Molecule: messenger RNA, 1125 nt
Organism: Halteromyces radiatus
Lineage: Eukaryota; Fungi; Mucoromycota; Mucoromycetes; Mucorales; Cunninghamellaceae
Product: amino acid/polyamine transporter I
Exons: 5
Coding region: 1-1125 (374 amino acids)
Biological process (GO): transmembrane transport
Cellular component (GO): membrane
Molecular function (GO): transmembrane transporter activity
Source: RefSeq, a predicted model, not a curated record
AUGAUUGCUACUCAGGGUACUUUGGCUUGGUCUUGUGCAUCCUUCAUCUAUCAAAUCGUUGCUAUUCAAACUGGUGUUACCAUAGAUAAUCUUGGUGCGUAUGUGGGUCUCUACUGUGCUAUGCAAUUCGUUGCCACUUUCUAUGCCUUCCUGGGUCUAAAAUUCAGCGGGUACUUGAAUUAUUUUAUGAUCUUUUGGGUUGGCAUUGGAACUGUCAUUGUGAUGCUCGUUCCUGUCAUCAUGGCAAGAGAUCACCUUCAGAAUGCGAAGUAUGUAUUUACUGGCUUCAUCAAUCAAACUGGUUGGGAAAAUGAUGGUUUGGCUUUCUUGUUGGGACUCUUACAAGCUGGAUGGUGUCUGAUUGGUUAUGUUGCUCCAGCUCAACUUGUGGAAGGUACUAAGCGUAGUGAUAUUACUGCUCCUCGUGGUAUUAUCUAUUGUGUGAUUGGUUCUAUUGUACAAGGUCUUAUUUUGAUGAUUCCUACCUUAUUUGCCAUUCAAGACGUGGAUGCCUUACUGGGUUCUUCUACACCACUUGCAACUUAUUUCCAACAAACUACCAACACACCUUUGUCAGUUUUCUUGAUGGUGAUUCUUCUUGUUGCCCAAUUUGGUUCACUUGCCAAUAAUGCACUCGCUAUUGCUCAAUUAUUAUGGGCUUUAUCUCGCGAUGGUGUUAUUCCAUUCUCCAAAUUUUGGUAUAGAUUGAAUCGAUUUGAUAUUCCUCACCGUUGUCUUAUUUUGGAACUUUUAAUUGUUGUCGGCAUUAUUUUACCUGCGUUUGGUUCACAAGUUUAUUGGACUGCUAUCAUGUCGACAGCUGUGAUUUGUGUCAAUGCGUCAUAUGGUUUACCUCUUUUCUGUCGUAUUAUUUGGAAACCCAAACUCAAACUCGAAGGUCCUUUCAAAUUAGGUAAACUCAGUCUUCCUAUCAACUAUAUUGCAGUCAUUUGGAUUAUCUUCUUCAGUGUGAUUCUCUCUAUUCCUCAAAAGAUGCCUGUCACUCCCGAAAAUAUGAACUGGACUUCUUUGAUGAUUGGUGCCGUUGUGAUAUUCUCUCUCUUCUUUUGGAGUAUCAGUGGUAAAAAGUUUUACAAGGGACCAAUGCAAAAUAUUCAUGAGUAG